AUGUACGUGGCGUCUGGCUUCGGGAUCACAGGUGGGGCCCAUCGUCUGUGGACACAUAAGUCAUACAAAGCAACAUUACCACUGAAAAUAUUUCUCCUUCUGUGUUUCUCUAGUGCUGGGCAGAAUUCUUUGGUUCAAUGGGUUCGUGAUCACCGAGUACACCACAAGUACAGCGAUACGGACGCCGAUCCCCACAAUGCCAAUAGAGGUUUAUUUUUCUCUCAUAUUGGCUGGCUGAUGAUGAAGAAGAACCCCGAAGUAAUAUUACGAGGGAAACAAAUGGACAUGAGUGACAUCGAAAGUGAUCCACUUAUAAGGGCCUACGAAAGAAACUUCAACGUGCUCAAGCUACUGUUCUGCUAUCUUAUUCCAACAAUGACAGGCAUCUGGCUUUGGAAUGAAAACUGGAAGUGUGCAGUGGCAUGGCAGUGUUUUAUAAGAUUCCUCAGCAUGUUUCAUAGCGAACUUACAGUGAACAGCCUAGCACAUGCAUAUGGAUACAAGCCUUAUAAUAGACAUAUAAUACCUGCAGAAAAUCGAUUUGUAGCUUUCUGUACACUGGGCGAAGGCUGGCACAACUAUCAUCACGCAUUUCCCUUCGACUACAAAGCGGCUGAACACUUCGACUUCUUCAAUUUUGCAACAAAAUUCAUCAGAUUUUUUGAAAAAAUUGGUUGGGCGUAUGAUCUAAGAGAAGCCAGUGCGGAAGUCAUCAACUCUAUGGCCCAGAGGUCAGGGGACGGUACCCCCGUACAUUUUCCAUUGUCCCUGGAUGUUACUAAUAAUAGAGCAAGUGGAUAA
This is a messenger RNA of Arctia plantaginis, 801 nucleotides long. The record is from the annotation of a GenBank genome assembly. Lineage: Eukaryota; Metazoa; Arthropoda; Insecta; Lepidoptera; Erebidae.